Messenger RNA from Eruca vesicaria subsp. sativa (arugula), 1368 nucleotides. The record is from the annotation of a GenBank genome assembly. NCBI's taxonomy places the organism in Eukaryota, Viridiplantae, Streptophyta, Magnoliopsida, Brassicales, Brassicaceae.
AUGCCAUAUAUAGACAUGAAGAGCAAAACAAGCAAGCAUCUUGGUGUCUCUAAGAAACCUAAACCAACUAUUAGAAAUUCAUCCUCUCUCUCCAAAAUCUCAGGCCACUUGGAAAGCAUAACAACAACAGCUACUCUUACUUGCCAACACGAUCCCAAACAGCAACUUGAUUCGGAUGCUUUUGCACGGGAUGUUGAAACCAACGAGCCCGCUGAAAUGCUUGUUGAAGACACUUCUCAGUCUCAGGCCUUUGCAUCUUCCAAUGAUGCUUCUGAAUCUGUCGCAAAAAUGGAGAUGGCUUGCAACUAUAUAGCAAACUCGGAUACAAUAUUUUCACCUGUUCUGAAUGAUGAACUGGAUGGAAUUGAUCGAGUCUUUACGGCAGGAAACUCUGUGCACUGGGAAAUUCCCAGGUGGGGAGGCGACGAGAGCACCAACAAGAUUUGCUUUGACAACCAAACGUGCAACGUUUCUGAUUUCUUUAUUUCCGACCUUCUCAUUACGAGCUUGCCGUUUGAUGGGAGUGGAAACAAUGAUGCUUUCACCGAGAUAAGCCCCUUGCCUCAUUUCAUAUUCCCAGAGCAGUACAUGUUACUACCGUACUUGGAAGAUGGAGCAGCCAACACGGAUGAUCUCAAGUCAGAUGCUGACAACAGAAUUAAUCUCGAUAGCCAUGACUUAUUUCUGGCAUUUAACAGGACGCGAUCACAUAACAUGCAACCCGAGGAUCUCGCUGAAUCUGAACAAGCUGAAGAUUUCGACCCUCAGCUUUUUAUAAAGAAUCAGCCGGAACUAUCAGAUGUUGUAUCGAACUAUUGGCCUAGAGAUACCUUAAGAAAGAAGGAUGUGACCCUUGUCCUUGAUUUGGAUGAAACUUUGGUCCAUUCGACUCUGGAAUCGUGCAGUGGUGCAGAUUUUUCAUUUAGAGUCUUUUUCAACAUGCAAGAGAACACGGUCUAUGUGAAGCAGAGGCCACACCUGUACAAGUUCCUGGAGAGGGUGGUCGAACUGUUCCAUGUCGUGAUCUUCACGGCUAGCCACAGUAUCUACGCUUCACAACUUCUAGAUAUAUUGGACCCAGAUGGAAAGUUCAUAUCGCAGCGUUUUUAUCGAGACUCAUGCAUUCUUUCGGAAGGAAUUUACACCAAGGAUUUAACUGUUCUGGGUCUUGAUUUGGCCAAAGUGGCUAUAAUUGACAACUGUCCGCAGGUGUACAGGUUGCAAAUAAAUAACGGGAUCCCUAUCAAAAGUUGGUAUGAUGAUCCAACUGAUGAUGGUUUGAUCACUAUACUUCCCUUCUUGGAGACUUUGGCUGUUGCUGAUGAUGUUCGGCCUAUCAUUGGCAGGAGAUUUGGUAACAAGGAAUAA